Messenger RNA from Staurois parvus, 4474 nucleotides. The record is from the annotation of a GenBank genome assembly. Lineage: Eukaryota; Metazoa; Chordata; Amphibia; Anura; Ranidae.
AUGCAAGAGCCGACUAAAAAUGACAUGUCUUUCAGACGGACUGCUUCAGUGGAGCCCAAAGCAGCUGCUAACUUUAACCAGUUCCUUCCAAGUAAAACAAAACCGUUAAGUUACAUGCCAGCACCCCUGAGGAAGAAGAAAGUAGAUAAGAAUGAGGACAACAGGAGGAGCUGGGCGAACCCGAUCUUCACCGAGCCUGAUGGGACAUUUUCCAGUUCAGAUUCUGAGGAUGAUGGGAAGUUACCCGAUUUGGUACUUGAUGAUUUAGCGCAAAGAAAGUUUCGCAUAAAUGCCAAGCCAGCUGCAACUUCCACUCUCCACGCAUCAUUCAAUAUAGACUCUGUGAAACCUUUCAGCCAAGACCAAGGAUUGGUUCCGAAGAGCCAAAAUGGCCAAAAAAGUCAUUUAGUUUAUGACAGAUUAUCUUCAGAUGAAGAUGAAGAAUUUCAAAGAGAACUUCCAAAUAUUAUCAAGGAUGACCUCUAUGCUAGAAAAGUCAGUCUACCUCCACAUCAGUUGAAAGAUGGGGCAUUUCUGCACAAAUCUGAACAAAUGAAGGAUCAAGUUCAGAAAAUAAUGCGGACUAGAACUCCUCGUCAUUGGUACAAUGAAUUUCAGGGAUUCAGUAAGCGAGCCAUGGAUGACAGUGAAUGGGCAUCUGAUAUUGCAUCAGUUUUAAAAGCUUAAAACCUGAUGUGCUGCAAGAUAAGGAAUUUGAAGUCCGAUCAGACGUCAUCAAUAACAGUAGAGAAGGCAAGAAAACGGAUCCAUCAGAAAAGCCAAGUCAAUUUUUAAUACUUCAGGCACUUCAGAAAAUAACUUCUGAUUUGAUGUCUUCGGAAAAUAAAGCAAAAAUUGACCCUACAUCUGGCCCUAGACUAAUACACUCCCUUUCACUAUCAACAAAUACUCAGUCAGAACAUGGUGUAUAUACAAUGCCAGAUCUAGAAAAUGAUGAUUUGUUUGCACGUAAAACUGGAACAUUUCACCUCAAUCAAGUAAUCAAUCUUGGAACCCCUUUGGCUCAAGUACUGGAAAUUGAAAAAGACAUUGUACUACAAAAUAAUAAAGAAACCGAAGAACUUCCUGAUUUGGUAAAAGAUGACAUGAUUACGCGUAGAGGUCAGUUGGAACCCAAAGAAGUUCAUCUCUCAGGUGCACCAGAAAUUUACAAUGCAGUCCCAUUUCCAGAUCCUUUGACCCUUCCUGAAGAAAUACAGUUGAAAUUCCUCUGUUUGGUAAAGAAACCCACAGGACCUGAAAAGGCCGAUAACCAAGGAAGAGUGCUUAAUCCUUCUGAAAAACUCAGGAAAGAUGAUAUGUUGACUCGAAAAGUUCAGUUGUGUCAGUCAUCUCUGGCAUCAAGGCCAAAACAAUUCAUCUAUGGCCCUUGCAGUGAGGAAGACAUAAAAAAGUGGGAAUCCAUUAGAGAGGCUAGCAAAACAAGACACAAGAAGCACCAAUUGGUGGAAAGACUGCGGGAAAAACUUUCCGUUGACAGUGGGAGUAAAUCGCUUGAAAACUGCAAUGCAGAAGAACUUCAAAGUCAGAGAAAAGUUCGCUAUGAAGAAAUGCAAAAAAUAAAAGGCCAGUUACAGGAGCAAGAUCAAAAGUGGCAAGAUGACCUGGUAAAAUGGAAAAAUCGCAGGAAAAGCUUCACAUCGGAUCUUCAGAAGAAGAAGGAGGAAAGAGAAGAAAUUGAAAAGAUUACAAAUGAACCCCCAGAAAGGACUUAUAAGACCUUCAAAGAAAUGCGUGAAGAAAGGGAGAAUAGAGAGAAUGACAAUUACAACAAUGAGCAGCAAAAAUCAGAGCUCAAGCGACUAUAUUCUUCAAAUGAUGAUGUUUUCGGUGAAUCAACUGUACCAUCCAAACCAGCACUAGAAAAGAGUUACACCAUUGACAUCCCAUACACAAGGAAUGCAAACAUUUCCUUCUAUACCAUGCAAAAUUCUCAUAAACCGAACGAAAAUUUAAUGCAAUUUGAUGAUGAACCCAGUUCUGAUGUUGAUGCUGCGCCUCAAAACAAGGUUCUUAGUGAUGUCAGUGUGCAAAGCUCUCAUAAGGAGAUAAAGCCCCUGGGCAAGACAAUGUCUGUUGAUGUUUACACCCCUUACGCUGGUAGCACUACCUACUCAUCAAAGAGUUAUCUAAAGCAAGAAAACUCAUUGCCCACUGAAACCAGUAGUGUGCAAAGCCAGUACUUUUCAUCCAGUUCCUUGAACACGGAAAGCAAGCCCAGCGGAAUUUCUUCUUCACUACCAAGGGGUUUCCAGAAAACGGACACUAAACGACUCUCAUCUGUGGUUACACCAAGGCCUUUUGGAUCCCAAUCUAAAGGAAUUACUCCUCUAACCAAAUCAUACACCUUGGAUGAUACACGAAGGUAUAAUGGUUCAACUUUCACCUCCAAUUACAAGACAGAGAUAGAUAAACCCAGCAGUGCAUUCCAUAGUGAGGAAGAUGAGACUCGAAGUGGAGAUGAUGAGAAGAAAGAAGUGAGCCAAAGUAUUUCAUCCAAAACAUUUGAUUUGAAGCCAGGGAAGACUUCUGUGUCUCAGACUGUUAACAUCAAUUCUUCUAGUGCUUUGGACCAGUACAGCGACAUGAGAAUCAGCAUCAACCAGAAGCCUGGAAGAAGCAAUGACUUUGGGUUUAAAACCACCUGGAAUAGUGCUGGGGUUUUCGUAACCUCCGUAGAUGCAGGCAGCCCAGCAGAAUUUUCUCAACUGCAGGUAGAUGAUGAAAUUCUAUCCCUCAACGGCAUCAAGGUUUCUUCAAUGGACUAUAAUCGGUGGAGGGAGGCAAUGGACAGUGCUCUGGAAACUGGAAACCUAGCAAUAGAUGUCAGGCGAUAUGGCAAGAACGACUGGGGCAGAGAUCCACCUUCCCUGCCGUAUAAAAGCCAUAAAACCCUCAAUCUGACCAGUAUGGAUACCAAACUUGUAGGUUCUCCGGAUAAUAAGUGGAUUGAUGCAAGUUCAAGGGGAAGUAGAUCCCCAAACUCAUCACCAAGAAGCAAAGACAAAGACUCUGGAAAUGUUAAAGAGAUCAAACAAGUGAAUGGUCUGAAAGAUGAUGUUGAUUCUAAGCCAAAAGGAAGUUCAGAUUCUGCUGUGCCAGAUAUGCCGGUUCCAUCACUAAAUGUUUCAACACGAUGGUCGUGGGAUCCUGAAGGUGAAAGAAAGAGGCAGGAAAAAUGGCUUCAAGAACAAGAACAAAUUCUGCAGGAAAAGUACAAGAAAGAACAAGAAAAGCUUAAAGAUGAGUGGGAGCAAGCUCAGCAAGAAAGAGCAGAGAAAGGAAAAUCUCAACAGAUCAAUCAGGAGGAAACAAUCCUGAAAUUCAACACUUCUGUAACUUCACAUGUGCCUUCAUACAAGAAAUCAGAAGGAUCUGAAGCAUCUAAUUUACUGAGCAGUGAAGAUGACCAUAGAGAACAACAGAGGAGACAGAAAGCGGAACGUGAGAGAAAGAGAAAAGAAGAAGAAGAAAGGAUGAAUCUCUUAGAAGAACAGAGGCGCCGGGCAGAGGAAGAUGCCUUUCGGCGUCAGCAGGAAGAAAUAGAAAGGAAAAGGCAAGAUAAAGAAAGAAGUCAGAAAGAAGAGCAGCAAAGGAGACUAAGGGAAGAGGAAUGGCAGAGGAAGAAAGAUCAAGAAGAGCAGCAGCGGCUGAAAUCUGAGAGUGAGAGAGUAGGAAGAAAUUAUCUCAGAAACAAAUGGACAGACUCCUCAGAUUCAGUUGAUUAUGCAGAUCCAGACCAUGACAGCAACAGAGGUUUUGACACUACAUGGACAGCGGGUGAUUCCCAACAAAGACCAAGCAAGGAAGUCAAUGCAGAGCUGGAAAGGCAGAAAAUAAUUCUAGAAAUGAGGAAGAAAACCAAUCUUAACAAUGACAACAGUUGGAUCAGGCAACGUAGCUCUAGCGUUACAAAAGACACGUCAUCUGUUCCAAAUUUUAUGAGAAGGGGUGAAUCAUUGGAUAAUCUAGACUUCAACUCCCAAAGACAAUCAUCUUGGACAAAUCAUUCAUCAUCAUACAACGCUUUGUCAUCCAGUCAAGAUUUUAGUCGUCCUUCUCAAGUGGUUUCCACAUCUAACCGCACUUACCUACGUGACCUAUCUUCCAGUCUCCCAGGGUCUGUGCGAAGUGCAUCCCUUUCCCAGACAUCUAUGUCCUCUACUUUACCUCAAAAUCAAACUACAACACAGACAUCUGGUCAGCAGCGCAGCAAGUCAGUGAGCGGGAAGAAAUUGUGCUCUUACUGUAAUAACAGUUUGGGCAAAGGAGCUGCCAUGAUCAUCGAAUCUCUUGGUCUUUGUUUUCAUUUACAUUGUUUUAAGUGUUUUGCUUGUGAAACCGACCUUGGAGGAUCCCAGUCUGGAGCAGAAGUUAGAAUCCGGAACAAUGAUUUGUAUUGCAACAGCUGCUACAUUAAAUUUAAAUAGCUGGGCAGCCCACCUCCAUGUGA